AUGUUCUCAAGGACGAUUGCAGUACGAGCCGGGCCGGCCGCGGUAGCUGCUUCUUGCCGGAGCUGCAGCAGGGGCUUCGCUAUGCCUCUCAGAGCCAAGAUUGUCGCCGCGGAGGCUUCAUCACGCGCACAGAUGUCGACGAAGGUUCCGCGGGAGUUCAAGCAGCUCCCGGAGGACGAGGCCGACGAUGUUCUCUUCGACAGCCUCUACGGCCUGCGGUCCAUCCAGCUCAACCGCUCGAAAAAGCUUAACUCCCUGAACGCGAGCAUGAUCCGUAAGAUUCUGCCUAGACUGCUCGAGUGGGAGAAGUCGGAUUUGGCAAACGUGGUGGUUAUGAAGGGAGCGGGCGACAAGGCCUUCUGUGCCGGUGGGGACGUUGCCGAGCUGGCCAAAUACAACCAGGAGAGCGAGGAUGGGUGGAAGAAAAGUGCCGAUUACUUUGCGCUCGAGUACAAGCUGGACCACUACAUCGCGACGUACGGCAAGCCGUACAUCGCCUUCAUGGACGGCAUCACGAUGGGCGGCGGUGUUGGAUUGAGCAUCCACGCCCCGUUCCGUAUCGCCACUGAGCGCACCGUCUUCGCUAUGCCCGAGACGACAAUCGGAUUCUUCCCCGACGUUGGCGCUUCGUUCUUCCUGCCCAGGAUGGCUGGAUCCGUCGGCACCUACCUCGCCCUGACGAGCGAGAGACUCACGGGCGCCAACGUCUUCUACUCGGGUGUCGCCACCCAUUACCUGCACUCAACCUCCCUGCCCCAGCUGGAGUCCCGUCUCGCCGAGAUCCGAUUCCGCGACUACGACUCUCAGGAGAAGCGCCUCCAAAUCAUCAACCAGACUCUUGAGGAGUACGUCACCGGUCUCCCGCACGACGAGGACAUCCAACUCGCCGGCGAAGUGCGCAAGGCCAUCGACCGCUGCUUCAGCAAGAACAACAUCACCGACAUCCUCUCGGCCCUCAAGAGCGAGACUGGCGUCACCAAGAAGUGGGCCAACAAGACCCUGGAGGCGCUGCACAGGCGGUCGCCGACAGCCGUCAACGUUGCGCUGAGACAGAUGCGUAUCGGCCGUGGCUGGUCGAUCGCCGAGACCUUCCAGCGCGAGCAUCAGAUCGCGACCAAGUUCAUGCAGCACCCCGACUUCACCGAGGGCGUAACGGCGCUGCUCGUGCGCAAGGAGGCACCCAAGUGGCAGCCGGCGAAGCUGGAGGACGUCACGCCCGAGAUGAAUAUCGCGGAACCCUUCUUCGAAACCUCGGAUGAGACGCUGGAGCUGCUGAACGACCGCGAUUACAAGGAGUACCCGUACCCUUUCUUCGCCUUGCCAACCGAGAAGGAGGUCCAGGCCGUCGUGUUGCAGGGCCAGCACACGCCCAAGGAAGUCAUCAAGACGAUCGUCAAUGCCAGAAACGGCCGGGAGGGUGUCGAACAGGUCGUGAAGGACAUUGUCGACCGCAUGGUUGUCGUUAAGGAAGAUGGCCGCGCCGCUUGGCGCGAGACUGCUACAAAAUAG
Colletotrichum higginsianum IMI 349063 is the source of this 1509-nucleotide messenger RNA. RefSeq names its product Enoyl-CoA hydratase/isomerase. Gene Ontology annotation, molecular function: 3-hydroxyisobutyryl-CoA hydrolase activity. The record is from RefSeq and is a predicted model, not a curated record. The transcript is spliced from 2 exons. Gene Ontology annotation, cellular component: mitochondrion. Bases 1 to 1509 code for a protein of 502 amino acids. NCBI's taxonomy places the organism in Eukaryota, Fungi, Ascomycota, Sordariomycetes, Glomerellales, Glomerellaceae. Gene Ontology annotation, biological process: L-valine catabolic process.